GUAUUGUUAAUUUAGAUAUAAUAUACAUUGAUGAUGUUUUACCACGCCUAGACAUAUUGAGUCUUUGUUAUAAAAACUGAUUUGUGUAAAGAGUGAUAGUGAUACAGGUGAAAAUAUCUAUCUACUUUACAAUAAGUGGGUAUACUGUAAGUUAGACCGAAAGUUAUGUUUCUUAAAAGUGCUAAAACACAAAGAAUAUUUUGAAGUACAUAGCCCGAGGGCAUAAAGAAACUGGUUGUCCGAAAGCGGCGACUGUAAUAUGGGGGACAGAGGCGCGACGGGGGGCGCUUGGGGUGCGCGCGACGAAUCCUCGUGGUGGCCGGGUGGCGCAGGUGAACUACAGCACCAACAACAAUUAAAUGAAGAAGUCGCCAGAAGUACUGCGGCAGCUACACAUCAACUUUAUACAUAUAAAAUGACUGGUGGCUUUUCAAACAAUGGUGGAGAUACUUCCACGACUAGCUAUGAUUAUCGUUUAAUGCCUGGGUCAAAUACCAGGGAAGAAUCUGCCCAACAGCCAUGGUGGUAUACAUCAGGAACAGUUGAAUCUCAACAAACUUCGUCUCCUACGCCUCAAAAUCAGUCGAGCCCUGAUCCUGAUCAGGGAAAUCAACAGGCAAACGGAAUUCAACAAAACCACCAGACUUUACAACAGCAGCAAUCUCAACAGGAGCAGAAUCAAGCGAUUCAACAACAGAAUCAGUUGCAACAGCAACUGCAGCAACAACAGAACUUACAACAAGCAUUGCAGCAACAAAGUCAGACAUUGCAGCAAUCUCUUCAGCAACAGCAGCAGCAGCAAGGUCAGCAGCAAACGUUGCAGCAGAUGCUGCAACAGCACCAGCAGCAGCAGCAGCAACAACAACAACAGCAACAACAGCAGCAACAACAACAGCAACAACAGCAGCAGCAACAGCAACAACAACAACCUUUGCAACAGAGUUUACAGCAGACCUUACAAGUGAGCCAGGCUCAGGCCCAAGCGCUUGUACAGGCUCAAGCUGCGUUACAACAGCAAGUUGCUCAGACACUGCAGCAACAACAACAGAACCUGCAUGAACGCAUGCAAGCUGUUCAACAACAACAAAUCCAAGCUGCGUUACAACGACAAUCAGCUACUUUCCAGGAGCUCCAACAACAGCAAGCGUUAAUAGCGCAGGCGGCAGGGAACAAGGGAAGAAUGCCACGGGCAAGGCCGUAUAAUAAGCCGCGCGGGCGCAUGACCGCGUAUGCGUUUUUCGUGCAGACCUGCCGCGAGGAGCACAAGAAGAAACACCCCGAUGAGAAUGUUAUAUUCGCGGCCUUCUCUAAGAAGUGUGCCGAGAGGUGGAAUACAAUGUCGGAAAAGGAGAAGCAGCGGUUCCACGAGAUGGCUGAACAGGACAAGCGGCGGUAUGACCUCGAGAUGCAGAACUACGUGCCGCCCAAGGACGUGAAAGUCCGCGGCCGCAAGCGGCAAGUGAAGGACCCGAACGCGCCCAAGCGCUCGCUGUCCGCAUUCUUUUGGUUCUGCAACGACGAACGUUCUAAGGUGAAGGCGAGUAAUCCGAUGUUCUCCAUGGGUGAUAUCGCUAAGGAGCUAGGCAGGUUAUGGGCAGCCGCCGAUCCAGAGACUAAGUCCAAGUACGAAGCGCUUUCCGAACAGGACAAGGCGAGAUAUGAUAGAGAAAUGACAGCGUACAAGAAAGGUCACUUACUGGCACAACAGCAACAGGCCCAAGAAGUUGAAGACGAAGAAGGUGAAUAUCUGGGCGAGGGGGACUACGAGACAGAGACCACAGCUUAGUCAGCCUGCCACGGGAUCAUAAACAGUGGUCAGACUAAGGUUGUUUCUUAGCAUCAGAAUUUGAGUUGUACGCAGGCCCCAGUGAGGGAGGACGAGAUUCACUGUUAGCAAAAUAUGCCGGUGCCGAUUUGUAAUAUAUGAAUGGGUACAGAAAAAUAAAUAUCGGAAGGCAAUAUAAGGGUUUGCGCUGUCGAGGGACUCGGUUAUAGAGGACACAAGUCUUUGAAGCGUGUAAAAUAUAUAAUAAUUUGUCUGCCGGCAAGAUAUUAGAAGUGUUCCACGCGGAAUAUAGUCCACCGCGUGCGUUGAUGCGCUCUGAGACUUCAAUUAUAAAUUUCGGAUACACUCGCGUACUUUUGUGCGGUCCGGUUUGUCAGUAUUCACUGACAGACCGUAUUUUAGGACUUUUGAAGCUAUACUUUUUAGUAUUUCCCACAAAGUAUAUAGUACGACACAGUUUGUGUCCUAUUUUGACGGACAAAAGUGCCCCAAGGAUUGUCCCUUCGUCUGUGCAAACCCAAAAAUGUAUAAAUAAUUAAGUUUGCGGAAUAAAAACUACGCAAAUACAUGUGUCGGGGGAGCGUUACCUGAAUCAUGUUAUUUGGUAAGUUGUUUUAGCUAUUAGAUACCAUAUUAUGCUGUUUCAUGUCUUCUAGUCUCUUGUUUAAUCUUCCUUCGUGUGUUUGUUACGUUUUUGAAACUACAAAUCGGUACCCGCCUCAACUAUUUGCCUACAUUUUUAUAUUAUACUCGAAUAUUUUUUAUACAGCAACAAUUUCUAUACAGUUGUCAAUAAAGGGAUUAGUCAUUUCUAGGAUUGCCACAUGUAUCUGUUUCUAAUUUUUAUGUCUUAGUAUACUUACUUUAGUUACAGUAGAUUGAAGAUGAUGAGCAGUAAUGAAUUACUUUUUAGUCAGUCUACUUAAAUAGUGAAGUUUCUAUAAAGUACAAAACUGAAGUCGAUUGGGCUAAAACAUUUUUUUUUAUCAUCUCUAUUACUUAGAUAUAUUUUUGUCGCGUCCACUUAAAAAUAAUAUAAAUAAAAAUAAAAUAUUAAUUUAAUAAUCAUUCAACAAUAUAUUAACUUUUAAAAUUUUUGAUAGUAAAGGGUUUGAUAUUAACAAUUUUCAAGAAAAUCUUAGUUAGGUUUAGAGUUAAGAUUGUGUGUAGAAAGUUUAAAAAAUAUAUUUUGCUAUGUUUUACUACCAACACACAAUGUUUAAAGCAAAAUUAUCUUAACUUUAAUGAAUCUAUCUGAUACCUAUGAGAUUAAAACUGAAAGCGUGUUAAAUUUUUAUUUUAUAUUAUUAAAUGUUGAUAUUACAGUGGACUCGAGAAAAACGACUGAAUACAAAUAAACAUUAGGUAUAUAUGUCAUUGUUAAAACUUAACAGGUUAAAAGCACUUUUCACUGCGCAAAACAGUAAGAUUAGGUUUUACUUUUAACUGUUAAACAUCUUUUGACCAGUUAAGAGAAUACAAUUAGAAAAUAUGUGGCAAUCUAUGUUGAUAAUACUCUAUAUAGUUACUAUACUUGACAGUUCCACUCUUAUGCAAGAGACCAACUUUUGUAGUAAUAUUAAUCGGUUCGGAGGCAAACAAGAAUUGUUGAAUUACUUGAAACACAUGUGUAUAUCUGAACUUUUGUUAUGGUGUUUUAUAAUCAUUGAUGGAAUAAACUGCAAGGCAGCAAUGAAAUAAUCUUUUGACCGCUUGGAUUUAUAGCAAAUGUCGUGUCCCUAGCGCGCGAUUCAAAUCGGCAACUUCAUAUUGUACUAGCUAUAUACUGCAGCUUCGCCCAUGGUAAUAUCGUGAUGUUGAAUAGCCUAUAAUGACUUUUCUGAAACGAGCUAUUAAAUCUAAAAACAUUUUUUUUUUAAAUUUAGCUAGUAAUUUCAGAGAUCUGCUUUAUAUAUUAGAGUUUUUAAAAUAUUUCAAAGACAAGUAAUUUUAAAAAAUUGCCAUUUAAUUAUAUAUUCUGUUUUUAUUUUAUUACUUUACAAGCUGAUUCAGCAAACGCUGUUCUGCCAUAUCAAUAUUUUUUUCUUGAUACCACCUAGCAGUAUGAAAUACACCCUAUUCUCAUACCUACCAGAUAUACAUAAAAAUUAUAAAAAUCAGUCGAACUGUUUCGUAAAAGGUUAACCACAAACAUAAUUAACCCUAGAUUUUUAUAUUUAAAUUAAUAUAUUAAGGCAGACGAAUAAACGAAAAAAUAACCAUAUGUGUUUAUGUGUAUUUGAAAAGUUGGAAAUCCGUCAGAGCGAUAGGGGCACGAAAAUAAUUUGUCAAAUAAAUUUGUGGCGGUUAAAAGGUUACAAUAAUAGAAAAGGACGUUAAUUGUGCAAUAUCUAACAAUCUGUGUAUUUUAAAAUAAAUAUAUAAAAUAACGUGUUUCGUUAUCAAAACACGGUGUACCAUAUUUGAAUUGUUGAGAACUUGUAACAUUGUAAUGCAUUCUGGCGUGAUUUAAUAGAUGUAUUGUUAGAUAUUAAUUUCUUUUUCUAUAUUGUUUCUGUUAUUGACUAAAUUAUGUUAAGUUAGAAUUUUUUGGUCCAUAUCGUAGUACACAACGGACCUCAAUUUUGCGAAUAAAGUGGUAAAUAUUGUUUUCUCUAGAUUUCAACUUACCAUCAGUGUUGAGAUGCAGCGUACGCUAUGUAAAAGUCCCUAAUACUGAUUGUUCUGUCGUGUAAAUAAUAAACAGCUUCAGUAACAAGAACCUGCAGCUAUGUUCUCUAAACGGUACAUACCAUAUGUACCGUUCCCGCAAAAGUUCCGGAAAAUCCUACUAAACUACGUUAUGCAAAUUAAGGUGAAAUUUAAAUGAUUAGUGUCUUUAAAGAAAGUCCUAAUAGUGAUCCUAUUGUAAUAAUAAAAUUGUAAAUCAAUUUAUGUCUUUAAGAUUUUAUCGUACAAUGAAGCGUGACAAUCGUAAAUUUUACCUUACUUUUUAAUGCAGUAAAGUAUAUCACGCAUCGAACACUAUACACUUAUUAUCGAGAAAUGACCUAGAAAUACAGUUUCGUUGUAAUUUUGAAAUUAUAACUAUUAACUGAAUAAAUAUAGCCAUUUCCUCCGAUACCAUGCAACAAUCUCUGUAUUUAAAAAAAUACACUGUAAUGCUAUAUCGAUAUAGUGUAUUUUUAUUAAUUGUUUGCACGACAGAAUAUGUUAUAGAGGGCAGAGGAUUCAUUAUUCAAUGUUAUUAGCCAAUAUUAAUAAUCCUAACAUCACAAUGAACUAACAUCACAAUGAAUGUAGAUAAGUUUGCCAUAUUGUGAAAGUGUUUUGUACUAUCAAAAUUGUAUUUAGUUUUUUUUAGGAGGAGGAUUUAGACCAAGUGAGUGAAUAAUUCUUAAUACUACUCCAAUGUUUUUAAAAGAAAGUGUACUAAGAGGUGGCAUCGUUAAAUUAUAAUAAAAAUAAUGUUUCAAUAAUUUUGUGGCUGAAAAACAAUUCGAAGCGGCCGGGUUUUGAACCUAUCGCUUCAUUAAACGGCCGUUUUGAAAUUUAUAAUAACUAUGGCGCCUCUCCGGCGACACAUACGACAUCUAUUGACGAUUAUACUAUAUAACUUUUUUAACCUAGUCCGUUUUAGUUCUGUUCUAGAUCAUGGUCUGUGAUUUUUGUUCUUUUAGUCUGAAUCCACCUUAAGGAAAAAAAAAAUAGUAGUGUGAGCUGUAAACAUCGCCUCACCUGACUCCACAAUGUCGUUAAAUAGCUAUAAUGACCUUGUCGUGGUGUUAACAAUGACGCUGAUUAUGAUUCACUAGUAAUUAGUACUGUUAGCGAAAUUAAGUGAAACUGCAAAAUUUGAAUUUUCCAUUUACUUCUUUAUUUUUGACGAUUCGAUAAUAGACAGGCAGCUGCCUGUAUUUUUAUGCAAGGUUCCGUACCUUGGAACUUGGAAAAUCGUAGAAUUAAUAUGUAAGUUUACAAAAAUAUUAUCUUUUGAAGAUGUUCACAUAGUGUUUACAACUUUCCAACAGAACAUGAGUUUCAAUACGAUUGUAAUGUAUGCCCAUUGAGUUUUGGAAACUAUUGGGUCGAUUCUGAGGCGUCAGUUCUCUAAACGUAUUUCUUAGUCCAAUAUUUUAUUUUGAUAAUUUCGCGAAACUAUUGUUUUAAGGACUAAACUAAAAUUAUUAUAAUUUUGUCUUUUAUUAGAAAAUUAGUUUGUAUUGGUCCUUACAAUAAAGAUUUCGCUGUGAUAUCAAAUUGAAAUUGAAAUUUUAAAGAUAGGUUUAGGGAAAUGGCUCCUCAGGUUCGACCCAAUUUUUUCUGUUGUUAAAUAUCAAACAAAAAAUUUAAUUUCAAUUCGGAUUUAUAUACUCUAUAGUUUGUGUAUACAUAAUUAUGUAAACGUCCAUUGUCUUCGUUGUGUAUAUUUUAUGUGACCUUAUUAAUUUACUAUUUUCGGUAAAGUCAAGUUUGUCUACAUUUUUCAAAUGAGUACAUCUGUUGCAUAUGUAUGCUAUUUUUGCAGUUUCACUUGUAAAUUGUGACAAUUGUGAUGACCUUGAACAUUGAUAUACAAUUUAAAUGUUUCCAUUCCUUUGUAUAAAACUAGUUUCGGUCAAAUAAAAGGUGUGGCCUUAUAUUUGUAUUUCUGAACUUACGACAGCAAUAGUAAAAUAUCAGGAACAAGUUACAAUAUUAUAAUGUAAGUCCAUCGAAUAUAAGUAAGUUGAUAGUAUUUCGAAUUAGUGCGUUAAGUCGUGUGCGGAGCGAGAUUGUAAGAUUUUGUUAUAUGUGACGAGAUAUUGUAUAUAGUUAAAUUAUAUUCCCUUUAUUUGAUUAGAUUUUAUGUUAAAAACUUAAUACGUUUUACCACGUUGUUUAUAAAAUAUCAAAGAAAAAGAUAUUGUGUACGCGAUAAGUCGAUUCGAUUAGUCGGUUGAGAGAGGAAUGUUAUUAAUAUACAUUGUGCGAACUGGAAGCAAUUAUGGUACUUAAAUUUUAUAACUGUAUUAGUGAUCAGUCUUCAGUGAUGCUAGAUUAUCCUGUCCCAGCUUAUUACCCGUUACAGUUUGUUGUAACUCAAAUGGGUGAAAUGAUUAUCGUGAUUGAAUAAUUGUUUAAGCAAUUCCACUGAAAUAACUAGUUCCAUAUUUGUAUUAAAGAUUACCUAGUGGAAGUGAAUGAGGAAUAUUUUUAAGGCGUGUAAUGGGGGCGAUAUUGUCUUGAAUCUGUGAAUCGCUCACUGUACAAAACAAUAUAGUGAAUCUUUUACACAA
Molecule: messenger RNA, 7026 nt
Organism: Galleria mellonella (greater wax moth)
Lineage: Eukaryota; Metazoa; Arthropoda; Insecta; Lepidoptera; Pyralidae
Product: high mobility group protein DSP1-like
Exons: 6
Coding region: 260-1786 (508 amino acids)
Biological process (GO): regulation of transcription by RNA polymerase II
Molecular function (GO): DNA binding, bending
Source: RefSeq, a predicted model, not a curated record